Messenger RNA from Pygoscelis adeliae (Adelie penguin), 3189 nucleotides. RefSeq names its product septin 11 (gene SEPTIN11). The record is from RefSeq and is a predicted model, not a curated record. The transcript is spliced from 9 exons. Gene Ontology annotation, molecular function: GTPase activity; GTP binding; molecular adaptor activity. Bases 140 to 1258 code for a protein of 372 amino acids. Lineage: Eukaryota; Metazoa; Chordata; Aves; Sphenisciformes; Spheniscidae. Gene Ontology annotation, cellular component: microtubule cytoskeleton; cell division site; septin complex. Gene Ontology annotation, biological process: cytoskeleton-dependent cytokinesis.
UGACCUUAGGAACCUGUCCCUCUCUGGCCACGUGGGCUUCGACAGCCUCCCUGAUCAGCUGGUCAACAAGUCAACAUCGCAGGGCUUCUGCUUCAACAUCCUCUGCGUGGGUGAAACUGGCAUCGGCAAGUCAACGUUGAUGGACACUCUGUUCAAUACGAAGUUUGAAAGUGAACCUGCGACGCACAACGAGCCUGGCGUGAGAUUGAAAGCCAGGAGUUACGAGCUCCAGGAGAGUAAUGUCCGUCUGAAGCUGACUAUUGUCGACACGGUUGGAUUUGGCGAUCAAAUUAACAAAGAUGACAGCUACAAGCCUAUAGUAGAAUAUAUCGAUGCGCAGUUUGAAGCCUACUUGCAAGAAGAGCUGAAGAUCAAACGCUCCCUGUUCAAUUACCACGACACCAGAAUUCACGCCUGCCUAUAUUUCAUUGCACCAACCGGACACUCGCUGAAGUCCCUAGACUUGGUCACCAUGAAGAAGCUCGACAGCAAGGUGAACAUCAUCCCCAUCAUUGCCAAGGCUGACACUAUUGCAAAAAACGAGUUGCACAAGUUUAAGAGCAAAAUCAUGAGCGAGCUGGUCAGCAACGGCGUCCAGAUCUACCAGUUCCCGACGGAUGAAGAGACAGUGGCGGAGAUAAACGCCACGAUGAGUGUCCACCUUCCUUUUGCUGUAGUUGGCAGCACCGAAGAAGUGAAGAUCGGCAAUAAGAUGGCAAAAGCCAGGCAGUACCCCUGGGGUGUUGUGCAGGUUGAAAAUGAAAAUCACUGUGACUUUGUGAAGCUGCGGGAGAUGCUGAUCCGAGUGAACAUGGAGGACUUGAGAGAGCAGACGCACACCCGACACUACGAGCUGUACAGGCGCUGCAAACUUGAAGAGAUGGGAUUCAAGGACACGGAUCCGGACAGCAAGCCUUUCAGUCUCCAAGAGACUUAUGAAGCAAAGAGGAACGAAUUCCUGGGCGAACUCCAGAAGAAGGAGGACGAAAUGAGGCAGAUGUUUGUCAUGCGAGUGAAGGAGAAGGAAGCAGAGUUGAAGGAAGCAGAGAAAGAUCUUCACGAAAAGUUUGACCAUCUAAAGAGGACUCACCAAGAAGAGAAGAAAAAAGUGGAAGACAAAAAGAAGGAACUUGAGGAAGAGCUGAACAACUUUCAAAAGAAGAAGGCAGCAGCUCAGCUAUUACAGUCACAGGCUCAGCAGGCAGGUUCUCAACAAACCAAGAAAGACAAGGACAAGAAAAACUUCUUCUUUAUGUAACCGUCAUCUUGCCAAAAGCCCCCACACCCUCUCUCCCAGUGGACAGUAGGGCACUGGAAGAGCCUGCAGCUACGGGCACCCCCGCCAGGAGAAGAGCCAUCUCAUUCUUCCAUCACGUCCGCCCUUCUCUCCUUCCCUUUUUGUUUUCCACCUGUCCGUCUGAGGGUGCGCUGUGCUGUGUGUCUCUAUGCGGGAUCUGUCUGCUCCCAGCGCGUCUCCGACAGAAUUGAGGCGACCAAAAGCGACAGAGGUAACGGCUGGAGGAGAGAGCUUGGCCAUAAUGUGAGAUAUUGCACUGGGUUAGUUGUUGUUUUUCCUCCCUCCCCAUUUUCUUGCCUUUUGCCGUAAUAUGCACGCGUUGCUGAUGAGAAAUACAAUGACAGACUGUGGAUGAGGGUGCGUAGCUGGAGGACUUCAUUUCUGCCUCUAAAGAUCGAGGCUGGCUGCUUUGGACACCACCGCUUCAUCACAAGUACGUCCUGUGCUCCUCUGACACGUGCUGAAAAUAAGUCCUUAGAUCUAGAUGACUUUUGGUCUUCAGUAUGCAGUUGCCCGAGGCGGAGGUGGCUGGUGUUGCAUGUUGUUGCACUGAUGGAGCCUGUUCUGGACGGUCAAGGCCUUACUAUUUUCUGGCUGAUCUGCCUCUGUACGAGCAAAGUGGGUAUCUCUUGUACAAGCGAGCUGCACUGACUUGUACUUUAGAUUAAGGGCUUCACUUUAUUUUCAAGAAGCCCGAUUAGUGAUUAUUUUCUUAACAAUGUUGAAUGCGGGGUAGUUGUUUAUCUUUAACUUGUUUACUUUGGAAAUUCAGUCAAAAAGCUUGAAAAGUGCCAAAGUAUUGUUUGAAGGUAAAAACCAAAGCUUGUAAACUUGGUGUGUAGUGACCUCUAGCUGCUUUGGGGUGGAUGGAAGGAGACAGCCUCAUCCUCUUGGGAUGUUUUUCAUGUCGGGUGAUGCACUUUUUUCUUUUUUAAACCGAAUACUAGUGAUUUAUUCUUCUCAUCUGUGAACUUUAAUCAAGGAAUUCGUCUCCUUUAACCUGCGAUGGAAAAGGUACUAUUAAAUUGUCUAGGUUUUGCCUCUUCCAAUCUGCGUGUGAAGCGCAAGCUGCCAAGGGUCUCUGCUGAAAUCUGCUGGGGGUUUUUCAGAAGCACAAGAUUUCUCAGCACUUUUCAGUGACAGGGUUAGAUCACUAGAAGCUCCCUCCAGCCAGGUGGCUGUUUUUCUAAAGCGGCAGAAAAACUGUUUAUCCUGGAAACAUUUGCAGCCAACUAAGUGACUUUAAUAAUCUUUCCGAUUGUAUCUAUAAAUAUGGCCUUGUGCAUAUGCUGUAACGAUUUACCUGGUACGUAAAUGGAGUUUCUGACCGUUGCCCAAACUGAAGGGAUGUGAGUAUUUGCACAAAUGUAGCUUAGGACAGAAUUUGCAUUAAUACCAAAAAAUGGAGCCUGCUCUCUAGGCUCCAGUGGGCUCAGGAGAUACCUGCUGAGGGUCUGCUCGCCAGCCACCAGUGCUUACCAUGAGAUAGCCAGAUCUAGAAAACUCUUCACAUGCAGCCUUCUGAGGACAAAACAGAGUAGCUAAUGCCUCAUGGGUUGAGGCCUUGAGGGUAUUGCUGGAUUAAACCCUGCCUGUGUUAAUUCUUCUCUUAUUCUGCAAAAACGCUGUGGAUGCUUUGCUAACUGGGAAGAGGUUGCACCACUUGCAGGAGGGAAUCCUUUUUGUUCCGAUAGGGCUUAGGCAGCGGUGCUCGAUGUGCACCGGGCCACCCAUACCUAGCAAAAGGCGAUGGGUUGAGCCACGUAUUUCCUGAAAUCAGUCAUUAACUUUGCAGCCAAGGGCUGCUACGGGAUCGGGGCGUGCUGGCCCUUGAGCCCCCCCUGUGCCUCGUGCAGGGCAAGUGUGAUCUCCGGCCCGGGGUUCUCCGCACG